This is a messenger RNA of Caenorhabditis briggsae, 1023 nucleotides long. RefSeq names its product Protein CBR-GEI-9 (gene Cbr-gei-9). The record is from RefSeq and is a predicted model, not a curated record. The transcript is spliced from 4 exons. Lineage: Eukaryota; Metazoa; Nematoda; Chromadorea; Rhabditida; Rhabditidae. Gene Ontology annotation, molecular function: acyl-CoA dehydrogenase activity; flavin adenine dinucleotide binding. Bases 1 to 1023 code for a protein of 340 amino acids.
AUGCAUCGAGUGCUUUUAAGAGCACGAAAUUUACAACAUCUGACUGCUAGAAGUCUUAGCGAUGCAACAAAAGCGGAAAAAAUAGUGGAAAUUAGUGAAAAAAGCAAAUAUGCAAUUCGAACUCUGGAUAACUCGGCGCCAAUUGAAAAGCGAUCACUUUCAAGGGGAUUCGCGAUGAAUAAAUUUGAAAAAGAUUUCAUGAUCUACCCCGAGUACGCGGAUUCAGAUGACGUCCGGAACAUUGAAGGUUAUGUAGACGUGCUUCGGAAGUCGUUGGAGCUCUCAAUCGACUCAAAAUCAAUAGAAAAGGAUGGAAAAUUGUCAUCAGAAAUGCUAGAAACCCUUCGAAGUAAUGAAAUUCACUCGUUGGCAAUUCCCAAGGAUUUUGGUGGAAUUGGAAUGAAUAAUAAGGAUAUAUCAAAGGUUUUCGAGGAGUUAUCACUGGAUUGGAACAUCUAUACAAGUGCUCAUCUAGCUUUACAAACUGCAAAUUUGCUCCAAAUUUACGGUUCCGAUGAGCAAAAAUCGAAAUAUUUAAAAGCGAUGGCCGAGGGAAAAGUUCGGCCAGCGGUGGCAAUCGUAAAGGAUACAAAUGGUGGGAAAUUGGAAGAAACUGUUGGUCCGGCUGGGAAAUCAAUGAUUAAUGGAGAGAAUUUGAGGGUUAUCGGACAGCAUAACGCCAAUUUUUAUGUCAUUUUUGCGGAGAACGCCGGCGAGCAAACGUGCUACAUUCUGGACGAAACCGAAAUGGCCACAACCGACAAAAUCAAGUUCCACCGGAACGAGACAAUCGGACUUAAAGGCACAGACAUUGGAAGAAUCGAUAUCACAGCUCUUGUCACUGAUAAAAACGUCCUAGGCACGGCUGGAAAUGGUGCUGAAAUUGCUGCGGAACUAUCUGGAAGCGGCCGAAUGCCUCUGGCGGCAGCUACAGUAGGAAUGGCUCGUCGAUCACUUCGAGAACUUUCGAUAUGGUGUAACCGAACGAAUUCGCGGAGUAUCUCAUCGAGGAACACUGGCUGA